ACAUAAAUAUCUUGUCAAAACUGGCAACAUUGGAUCUAACGACGUUCUUUCGAGUGCGUGCGACAUGACGCGCCGGUGAAUUUUUACAUAAAUUGACGUAAUUUUUAUUCACAUUUACCACAAAUAAGAUUUCACAAUGGCCGAUCAAGUGGAUUCAAUGUCAGAUGCGGAGCUCCGGACAAAACUCGCGGAGCAUGGGUUCCCUGUUAUGCCAAUAACGGCGUCAACAAGGAAGUUGCUGGUCAAGAAGUUGAAACUAGUGCUCGAUAACAAGUCCAAGCCUCGCGGAGGCGGUGACAACAAAGCCGAGAGCAGACGCUCACUCGCGCGGUAUUCGAGCGGAGAAGAGUCUGAUUUGGACACCAACAAUGCUCGCGAGAAACGUGCCGGCCGCCGCGCUACUACCGGCGGCGCCAUGCUGCCGCCCGCCAGCAGCAAGACUCGGCGCGCGACGCCUAAGAAGGAUUCGCCGGUCAAGCAAGAUUCCGACAAAGGUUCCGAGUCUGAUGAAGAGAAAUCGCCUGUACGUACUCAUGAAGAGGUUGAGACGGUGACGACGCGGCGUGUGACGCGCACGUACGCGGCCAAGGACGACGAUUACGAGACUGGCUCGGACAGCGACGUGGACGCGGACCGCAAGACCACCUCGCCCUUCCGAAGCCACUCGCGCUCUAGUGAUCAUAUCUCUAGUACCCUGCCUACUAACGACACCUCUACCAGCCCGCCCAAAUCAUCACUGUUUUCUCGGACAAGUCUACCAAGCUACUCAUCCUCACUCUCAUCAGACCACUUAAAUUCAAUCCGGUCUCGACUAGGCCUGACAUCCACAUUAGGCGACCGCCCCUCCGUAAGCAACUACACUUCCAAUUACACUACAAGUACUUACCAGCCCUCAACUUCUACAAUAGAUGAGGUAGAAUCUCCAUAUUUAAGUAAUUUCACAAAACGCCUGUCUUCCUUAAAAGCGGAACCUUCGAAACCCACUUAUGCUGACCGAGAUAUCAACAAUGGAAGCAGCACACUUUUGCCUCGCAGAUCCUACAUAUCGGGAGUGGCAAGACCUGAUGUGGUAGACUACAAGUCUGCCAAUGACAAAAAAUUCUUGAAAAACAACCUUGUGUCCCUCGCUCUGGUGGUUCUAGUAGUUGUUUUUUUUUUUUGCUUAUUUUUCAUGUAUAUAGUUAAGAGAAAUGAUAUCACUUCAGUGGUCGACGAUCAGAGCAGUGUCCUGCCCAUUUGUCAAUUGAAUAUCCCAGGAAACCGACCCGGCAUAAACUGUGUACCUCGGGAACAAAUCAGUUAUGCUAAAGACUUGUUGAAAGUCAUACAUCCAGAAUUAACUAAGAGAGUCGCUGAUUUUCAAUGUGGGAAGCCUGGUGUUCUCCCUUACUUAACAGAAAGAGAAGUCCUAGAUAUAGCUGCUACAAGAGCCGACACCUCUGACAUCAGUCAGUGCCGCAUGGAUCUAAAUAAUCUAGAGGUAUUGCUUGUGAACAACCCUCGCUGGGGUCUCAGUGUAGUUCAGCUUAAAAAUUUGUAUUCAAAAGAUGCAGAGUUCACUCCGAUAACAUCCACUGAUACAGUGGUGCAACAGCGCAGCAAGGGUAGUGUAGCUCUAACCUUAGCUGACCCAUCCACACCCCUCUCUUGUCUCUUCAUCAACACCCUAUACUCCACUGGAUCGUCUCUUGUGGUAAUUGGACUACUCACAUUACUGGCUCUGGGUUCCCAAAGGGGCUACAAAUACUAUGUUGCAUAUCGCAAAAGGAAGAGUGACGAGAUCUACUCAAUGGUGGAGCAAAUCAUAGAUGUGAUAUCUCAGGAGACUGAAGAUAGUGGAGAACCGUACAUAUCCGUGGACCAUGUGAGAGAUACUCUCAUUCCACCUCAAAAUAGAGAAAAAAUGGCGUCAGUCUGGGAUGCUGCUGUGAAAUUUAUUCAGAGGAAUGAGAGCCGUGUGCGAAUGGAGGUUCAAUCCGUCGAUGGGGAAGACUGCAGGGUGUGGCGCUGGUGUUCCGCUCACAGCAGCCCGAAACGCAGCGCGGCCUGGCAGGGACAGGCAUUCGAGACCCAGGAAGGCUCUGUAAACAACUUGACCGUAUCACCUACACCUUGCCUAAAGAUCCGCCACAUGUUUGACAAAAAUGAUACAAAUGAUAACUUGAGGAUGGUGGUGCAGGAUGCGAUUCUAGAGAAGUGUGGCGAGCGCUGCAAUGUUUUGCAUAUUGAUGUCGACCGGGCUUCAUGCUGCGUCUAUGUGAAGUGUGCGAGCACAAGCGACGCCGGAGUGGUGUACCGCUCGCUGCACGGCUGGUGGUACGAGGGCCGUCUCAUCACCGUGAAGUACCUCCGCCUGGAGCGCUACAUGCAACGCUUCCCUAACUCUCCCUCUGUUGGGCCCUACCUUAAAAUGUCCCGUCCACGCCGCACCUGGGAUGAGUAACUACAAGCAUCAUAACGGACAAACUUUGCGGCUUCGACAUAGAGUACUUUAGUUGCCGCUUAGCGUAUUCUCAUUCGGCCUGAUUAUUUAUAAUUAUAACAACUUGAUUGUACCACGGCUGAUUUUUCCCACUUCACCUAAGCCAAUAUUAAAACUCUGAAGAUGGAAGAAUCGGCCUCAAACUAAUCUAUUAAAGUUUGUGUUAGUUGUACCCAUGUUUAGUAAAUAAACUUACAAAUUGUAUCUUAAGCUAUUUGUUGCAAGAAUUGAUUCUCUGAUGCACUGCCUUUGUAAUUUAUUUGCUGAUGAAGUCUAAUGGACGCGGGAAUCGAUUCUUUCUCUUUCAUUUUAAUUAUUUAUAAGCUAUCGCUUAAUAUAAGCUCUAUGUAGUUCACUCGACAUUGUUAUUAGUCGGGUCCACAUAGGACGAAUCGCCUCGCGAGGAAAUUGCCGCGUGAAGCAGCUCGGUCGGCGAAGACUUGCCUCGGCCUCAUUGCCCAGGCGAGGCACGUCUCCACCGACCGAAAUGCUCGUUCUGUGUGGACCUAUUGGUUAAUUUGAAUGCUAAUUCAUUUUGGUUCUUUUAUUGAUAAUUUAAAAUUUUAAUUACCUGACAUUAGAUCGAUAAAAGAAUCAAAAUCUUCAUUACAAUAUUGAUCCUUAUAAUAAUAUAUUUUAAUAGAAUUACUUUCGAUUAAAUUACGCGAUGUUAUGUAUUUCGAAAGCUGUCAAUUAAAAUAGAUAACAUAUCAGUCAUUUCAUAAGUUUGCUGAGCCGAGCUGGCUAAAAAUUUGGUCCUGAUCUGAAUAUUUACUAGGUGCUGGUCGGAACACUAUGCCUUAUGUAGCUUUCCUUUCGCUUCAUGUUUCUUUUCAUAUAUGAUGUAAGUUUAAGCAUUGGCGUAGUUAUGUUGGUUAGGGUUUUUUUUUAUGUAUUGAGUACAUUCGGUCCCUAAUAUUACACACGAAACUUCACCUAAUAUUAUUACAGACUUAAUUAGGGUAUUACCAUCCAUUUAGCUAUAUAUACUAAAUAGAAAGGUAGCUAAAUUUUACGUGAGGUGCGCGCACAAUGCCUCCCUAUUUACUGGACCGUAUAUUAGAACAGAUUUUCUAUAUAAGUACGCCAAUGAGUAGGUAAGUAAUAUAAUUAUAUGUCGCUCACUCUAGCUUAUUGUCUGUAAAUAAACGGCAUCACAAGUCUCUUUCGACACGAUGGGCGCAAGUCGUUGACUUGUUUUGUUACUGAAUUUACUGUUUUGGAAUAAAAUUGUUACAAAAGUAAUUGUAAGUAGGAUAAGUUAAGUAUUCAGAUUAAAUUUUCAUUAUUUUCAGUUCAGUCACUCACAGCACAACGUAAUAUGUGUUACAUUUAAUAAUAAGUUUGACAUUUUUAUUUGGAUACUAACUGCUGUUUUAAUUUCUAGCGUUAUUUUAUGGAUUGAUUUUUAUUUUUUAAUAAAUAAUUUAAGUAUGAA
Cydia splendana is the source of this 3920-nucleotide messenger RNA. RefSeq names its product inner nuclear membrane protein Man1-like. Gene Ontology annotation, molecular function: chromatin DNA binding. The transcript is spliced from 2 exons. Gene Ontology annotation, biological process: negative regulation of BMP signaling pathway; nuclear envelope organization. NCBI's taxonomy places the organism in Eukaryota, Metazoa, Arthropoda, Insecta, Lepidoptera, Tortricidae. The record is from RefSeq and is a predicted model, not a curated record. The coding region runs from base 137 to 2443 and encodes 768 amino acids.